This is a messenger RNA of Condylura cristata (star-nosed mole), 2341 nucleotides long. RefSeq names its product forkhead box M1 (gene FOXM1). Gene Ontology annotation, biological process: regulation of DNA-templated transcription; G2/M transition of mitotic cell cycle. The record is from RefSeq and is a predicted model, not a curated record. The coding region runs from base 1 to 2286 and encodes 761 amino acids. Gene Ontology annotation, molecular function: sequence-specific DNA binding; DNA-binding transcription factor activity. The transcript is spliced from 8 exons. NCBI's taxonomy places the organism in Eukaryota, Metazoa, Chordata, Mammalia, Eulipotyphla, Talpidae.
AUGAAAGCCAGCCCCCGUCGGCCACUGAUUCUCAAAAGACGGAGGCUGCCCCUUCCUGUGCAGAAUGCCCCAGGUGAAGCAGCAGAAGAGGAGCCUAAGAGGUCUCCUGCCCAGCCAGAGGCUGGUCAAGGGCAGGGCUCCAAAGAAGAGCCUGAGUCCAACCCUUGCAGGUUUCCAGCUGGGAUCAAGAUUAUUAACCACCCCACCAUGCCCAACACCCAAGUGGUGGCCAUCCCCAACAAUGCCAACAUACAGAGCAUCAUCACAGCAUUGACUGCCAAAGGAAAAGAGAGUGGCAGCACUGGGCCCAACAAGUUCAUCCUCAUCAGCUGUGGGGGAGCCCCCACACACCCGCCAGGGUCCCAGCCUCAAGCACAAACCAGUAAUGACUCCAAGAGGGCAGCAGUGAUUCCUGAGCCGCUGGGGCCAAAGUCUGCAGCGAAGGAUGCGAACCGUAGACCACCUGGAGCCCUUCCUGGGCAGAGAUGGGAGAGCUGUGCUGGCGGUGAGGCAGCAGGUUGCACUCUCGACAGUAGCUUGACCAACAUCCAAUGGCUUGGAAAGAUGAGUUCUGACGGACUGGGCUCCUGCGGCGUCAAGCAAGAGGUGGAGGAGAAGGAGAACCAGCACCUGGAGCAGAGUCAGGUGAAGGUUGAAGAGCCCCCAGGCUCAUCCACAUCCUGGCAGGACUCGGUGUCCGAGCGGCCCCCCUACUCUUACAUGGCCAUGAUACAGUUCGCCAUCAACAGCACAGAGAGGAAGCGCAUGACCUUGAAGGACAUCUACACGUGGAUCGAGGACCACUUCCCCUAUUUUAAGCACAUUGCCAAGCCGGGCUGGAAGAAUUCCAUCCGCCACAACCUUUCUCUCCACGACAUGUUCGUUCGGGAGACAUCUGCCAACGGUAAAGUGUCCUUUUGGACCAUACACCCCAGCGCCAAUCGCUACUUGACACUGGACCAGGUGUUUAAGCCACUGGACCCAGUGUCUCCACAAUCGCCCGAGCACUUGCAAUCACAGCAGAAACGGCCCAAUCCUGAGCUCCGCCGGAACGUGACCAUCAAAACUGAACUCCCACUGGGCGCACGGCGGAAGAUGAAGCCACUGCUACCAAGGGUCAGCUCGUACCUGGUGCCCAUCCAGUUCCCAGUGAACCAGUCUCUGGUGUUACAGCCCUCGGUAAAGGUGCCGCUGCCUCUGGCGGCUUCCCUCAUGAGCUCAGAGCUUGCCCGCCAUAGCAAGCGGGUCCGUAUUGCCCCCAAGGUGCUGUUGGCUGAUGAGGGCAUUGCCCCUCUGGUCGCCCCAGGGUCAGUGAAGGAGGAGAAGCUCCUGCCUGGAGAAGAGCUGUCUUCGCUGCUUCCAGUUCAGUCCAUCAAGGAGGAAGAAAUCCAGCCCGGGGAAGAAAUGCCACACACGGGGAGGCCCAUCAAAGUGGAGAGCCCGCCCCUAGAAGAGUGGCCCUCGCCCUGCCCUUCGGUCCAGGAGGAACUGUCUUGCUCCUGGGAGGAUCUGGCCCACUCUCCCACUCCCGGGCCCAAGAAGUCCCACUGUGGGCUCAGGUCGCCCACCCGCUGUGUCUCUGAAAUGCUCGUCAUCAAGCGGAGGCAGAGGCGGGAGAUGAGCCGGUCUCGAAGGAAGCAGCAUCUGCGGCCACCCUGUCUGGACGAGCCUGAGCUGCUCUUCUCCGAGGGCCCCGGGCCGCCCCGGCCGGCUGCAGAGCUCGUCCUUGCUGCCGCAUCCUCCGAGCCUGCCUCUCAGCGUGGCUGCGCCCAGGAGGGGGGGCCCUUCAAGACACCCAUAAAGGAGACGCUGCCCAUCUCCUCCACCCCCAGCAAGUCUGUCCUCCCCGUGACCCCUGAAUCCUGGGGGCUCACACCCCCAACCAAAGUGGGGGAGCUAGAUUUCAGCCCAGUACGAACCCCCCAGGGUGCCUUUGGCCCCCUGCCUGACUCCCUGGGGCUGACGGAGCUCAGCACCACCCCGCUGAAAAACAUCCCCCUCUUUGACUCACCCCGAGAGCUCCUCAACUCCGAGCCCUUUGACCUCACCUCUGACCCCUUCAGCAGUUGUUCCCCCUCAAAUAUGGAAGUCGCCAAGCCAGACUCCCCCGAACCACAGGUCACCAGCCUCUCAGCCAACCGUUCUCUGACAGAAGGCCUGGUUCUGGACACAAUGAAUGACAGCCUCAGCAAGAUCCUGCUGGACAUCAGCUUCCCUGGCCUGGAGGAGGACCUGCUGGGCCCCGACAACGUCAGCUGGGCCCAGUUCAUGCCCGAGCUGCGGUAGAGAUGCGGCCUUCCCCUUGCCGCUCAAGCCGUCCGUGCCAGGCGCUCGUGUGACA